Messenger RNA from Monopterus albus (swamp eel), 1835 nucleotides. It is a transcript of the gene arl4aa, whose product is annotated as ADP-ribosylation factor-like 4aa. Lineage: Eukaryota; Metazoa; Chordata; Actinopteri; Synbranchiformes; Synbranchidae. Gene Ontology annotation, molecular function: GTPase activity; GTP binding. The coding region runs from base 527 to 1129 and encodes 200 amino acids. The record is from RefSeq and is a predicted model, not a curated record. The transcript has 2 exons.
CUGCGCUUCAUGUUGUUAUAUAGAGAAAUUUGACCAGCUAUCCGUUUGCGGCUCAACAAUUAUAAAAUGCCAUGUAAAAUGGUGUGACAGAUAAUCAGAGCAACAGGUGAUCCUGAUUCCCGGGCGGGACGCGUGAUUGACCGCCGUGUCAGCCAAUCAGCUGAUAGAGAUCAGAGUUCUGGCACCAAUCGCAGAUGUCCGCAGUGUCCGUGUGGGCGUUGUUCCAGACUGGACUCUCACACAGCAGCAGUGUCAUCAGCGGUAGAUCCACACAGGACACCGAGGACACAGACGGAGGGUUUGUCCGCCUUUGGCGAGGAUUUUUUUCCACCCUGUCGUCGUUGCCAGAAUAAGAGGUGGAAAUACACCGGGAGUUGAGCUGAAAGAGAGGACCGCGAUGCCGUACAGAGGAGAUUAGCUUUAAGGUGAUUGCUGCAGUUGUUCUGGACUAUAAGCAACUCUGAGGAUUAUUCCUGUGCAGCUGGAUCAAACUUCGUACAUCACCAGUCCUUCCUCAUGAGGAAAGAUGGGGAAUGGCUUGUCGGAACAACCUAGCUUCAUCUCAGCUGUCCCAUUCUUCCAGUCUUUUCACAUCGCCAUCCUGGGGCUGGACUCUGCAGGGAAGACCACCGUUUUGUACAGACUGCAGUUUAAUGAGUUUGUCAACACAGUGCCCACCAAAGGCUUUAAUGCAGAGAAGGUCAGAGUGUCUCUGGGCGGCCACAGGACUGUGACAUUCCACUUCUGGGAUGUCGGUGGUCAGGAGAAGUUGCGCCCCCUGUGGAAGUCAUACACGCGAUGCACAGACGGCAUCAUAUUUGUUGUGGACUCUGUGGAUGCGGAACGCAUGGAGGAGGCCAAAACAGAGCUCCAUAAAAUCACCAAGACCUCUGAAAACCAGGGGGUGCCCCUGCUGGUGGUGGCCAACAAACAGGACUUGAGGCACUCUUUGGGACUGGAUGAAGUUGAGAAAUUGCUGGCACUGAAAGAACUGGGCCCCUCAACUCCCUGGCAUCUGCAGCCAGCCUGUGCAAUCAUAGGAGACGGACUCAGGGAGGGCCUGGAGAGACUCCAUGACAUGAUACUUAAACGGAGAAAGGUGCUCAGGCAGCAGAGGAAAAAGAGAUAAACUUGUCAUGAGAUAGAUUUAUCUGUUUUAUGUGAAGGAAACAAAAAUGUUAAAGGAUUCAAACUUCUGCUGCGGAGUCAACACAGCAAGUUUUAUCAGUGUAAAACUGAACUGUAGGCUUCCCGGUGUUGGUCAUGUGAUGAUGCUAUUGAUCAGGAAGUGAUGCAUUAAGGAAUACAGUAUGAAGAUGAGAAAGUCUCAGACAUGUGUGGAUGUGACAAAGAGUUUAUAUAGAUUAAAAAGCACAGAGGGUUUGGGGUCUGGUGGGCUGACAGAAGAUGUUUUAAGGAUGCUGUGUGCUUCAUUCAUGGCUAAUGGCUGUUCUGAGCCAUUUUACCAAAAAUAACUUAAGCAAAAGCUGAAGGGUUAUUGAUCACUGUUAUAUCAGAAGGGCAAUGAAAAGAUCUGUUUUAUAUGUUAUCAUAAUUUGUUUACUUUAUACACUGGACUUUGUAAAAGUAUUAUCAUGCAUUAACGCAUUGUAAUUGAUUUGCUUGCUGUCUUAUAUCUUUUUUUACAAGCACUUUAGGUGGUCAGUUUGUAUGAAGUUUACAGUUUUUAAGUAGAGCAUAUUGUGUUGGAUUUUACAGAAUUGUUAAGGGCAAACACAGAUUACUGUACAGUAGAUGGUCAUUACUGGCCACAUUGUCACUAGACAGGUGUUUAGACAUUAUGUUUUUCUAAAUAAAACAUAUCUAGAGCAAUA